UGGGAAUGGGCGAGGGGAUUGCAGAUACGCCCAAAGAUAAGAAAAGCAGAUAAGGCUCCCUCCCUGUACUAAAACCUUUGUUCUCUAGUUCACGCUCCUCACACUGCUGUCUUCCUCUUCCUCCUCCUCCAUGGUUCUUUCCUGCACCUGACACCCACAAACGUAACUCUUAUCUCCCAGAAGAAGAUGUUGAGUGCAUUAUCCCUUGCUGCUGCUGCUGCUGCUUCUUUUACUCCCAACAAGCCCAUCACCCCGAUUCAUCAUCCCCGCAACUCCAUCUACCAUUCCUCCCCCAAACUAUCUCUACCCUCUCUUCCACCGCAUCUUCGAUUUCCCACCACCACUUCCGUCAAGUCCCCCGUCGUCUCUGCCGUCGCCGUCGACUCCAGCCAACAGCAGCCCACUUCCUCCUCUUCCGACGGCAAGGGGACUAGCCAAGAGGCAGGGAGUGGGAGGAAGAGGUACUAUUUCGUGGUGGCGAAUGCGAAGUUCAUGCUGGACGAGGAAGAGCACUUCCAGGAGCAGCUGUUCGAGCGCCGCCGCUACUACGGCGAGCGUGAAAAGGAGCUUGAUUUUUGGCUUGCGAUUGAGCCCGCCUUCUUGGACAAAUUCCCUGACAUCACCAAGCGUUUGAAGAGACCUGCUGUUGCCUUGGUCUCUACCAAUGGACCCUGGAUCACGUUCAUGAAGCUGAGACUGGACAGGGUUCUGGCAGAUAGCUAUGAAGCUGACUCACUAGGGGAAGCAUUGGCCUCAAAUCCCACUACACUGGAGUUUGACAAACCUGAUAACUGGUCAGCACCAUAUCCCAAGUAUGAAUAUGGCUGGUGGGAGGCUUUCUUGCCUGCACUAUCAACAGAGUCCAAAGUAUAGAGCCACUUUCUUAUAGUCAAGUUAUGUUUUUUUUUUGGCGCCCAGCUAGCGAGAAGAGUUGUCUUAACGAGUUUGUUGGUAAGUAGGAAUUGCAAAGCUUCAUCUCAGAUUGGAACUGAUAUGUACUCUUCUAGCAUUUAUAUUAGUUAGUAGAGGUGAGCUUUAGACGUGCGUAUUCUUCCAGAUCGAAAACUGCGUGCAAGUGAUUUUCAUGGGACAGAAGAAUUCAGAACCAAGUUGUGUUCUUAAGUCUGCUCUUGAGGUUGGGUCUCACUUAGAAAAGGACACACAGGCAGGUGGUAUAAGUUAUAACUACAAAUAUACUGUUUUAAGGUGUAAAAGAAAACACAACUAGAAGUAUCCCACGCACUAGCAUUACGAUUACAAAGCAGUAACUAAACGUAUUUUUCAGUAGAAAUUCAUCUAACUUGUAACAGAAGUAGAUGAGGGUGCAAUAGCUGGUAUGGUUCUUGUAACGUGGAUUACAAGCAACACAAGAGAUUGAGAAGUAAAAUAAGUAGAAAAGGCUUAAUGCUGCUUAUGUGCCUUGAGGGAAGAGAGUAUUGGGAAUUUGUGUAGGUACUUCUCAUCCAGAACUGCAUACUGCUUCUUAAUUUCUACCCAUGCCUUUUCGGCAUACGAAUCGACAGCAUCCUCAUUCUUCUCAUAAAGUAGUGGCACUGUUAACACCGACGCGAACACUGCACAGGGAAAGUCCUUUCGGUCGUCAGUCUUGGCACAAAUCACAUUUGCUGCUGCUGCUGCUGCUGCUUAUGAAAGGAAUGAUGCAGUAUCAUAAGAUGAUGUAAAAGAGGGAAGAAUGCUGACCAAGGUAAAACAGAGUCAGGAAACUGAACCAGCUGCCGAUUACAGAGAGAAGCCACAACGACACAAUCACCUGCAAGUGCAAUGCAUUUUGAAAAUAUCAGGAAAAAGGAAGGGUGACCUUGACGAACUUCUUCAAGUCCCUUCCGGAGGCAACAUCCCGGAAAGUUCUAACCACACAGUUGAGUUGAGCCCCGAGCAUGAGCAGAGUCGAGGUCAGGAAGCGCUCCGACACAUCAACCCUAGGGAAUUCAAUAGGCGACCUGCAAUAGGGCCGUGUGUAUUGCAGGUAGAUUAGAGACAGCGGGUAAUGAAAUUGAUGGAAGGGUGAUCAAGGGGUAGUUGUUGUUGUUCUUUGGUGUUCUUACACAUUGAUGAAGGCCGCUAGAUUGGCGCUGAGGAAGAGCGUGGCGAGGACGAGGAUGAGGGAGUGGCAAAGAAAGGUGACCAAAUGAUACCCUGUCCAUUCGAAGCACAGCCAUACGAAGGUAACGCCGCCGAAUAUGCUUCCCGACAACUGCUUGUUUCUCCACAGUAUUAGGUCCGCACCUGAUCCACGGUCCCGACAUCAAGAUUCGGAUCCGAAUCCAGAUUCCAUCAGGACAGCGUUUCAGUUAUGAUUGGGAAACCGCCCAAAAGAAGGAAGAAAGAAAGUAGGAAAGGCAGAGAGAGCAUUAGAGCGAGCAUACAUACGUUUGCCGGCGCCGAGGACGACGUGGAGAGGCUUCUGGCGGCCGAAGAGGCGGUGCUUGCCAACGGCGGAUUGAGACAUGAUGAUGUAGUUGUCGAUCUCGGAGUCGGAGGAGUUGGAAGACAUGUCGGAGGAGGCGGCGAGGUUGAUGUCAUGGUCCACGUAGCUAGCGUCGGCGGCGAUGGGAGGCGGCAACGGCGUCUGUUGUUUGGCGAUCACCUCCUGCAUCACCAACUCCGAACCAAGCUGAUCCAAUAUCGCGUCCGUCAUCCCUUCAGUCGAUCUCUAUUGUUUUUUUCCCCCUAUCUUAACUAUAGUUUUUUCUUCUCCCUCUCAACUUCCUUCUUUAUCCACGAUUCAGGUUUGAGCCAAAUUCACGUACGAACGAUGGAACAUGGCGGUUGUCGCAAAUGUCUUCUUCAGCCUCCUCUACCUCUGGCCCCUUUCCUCAAAACUGGAAGAAAAGUAGACAACUGAAAUCUUCAAACGCCAAAAGGCCAUGCACCGGAACUGGCGGUAGUUAUUAUACGAACCACCCUCAAUCUCGCAACUUGC
This is a messenger RNA of Linum tenue, 2944 nucleotides long. The record is from the annotation of a GenBank genome assembly. Lineage: Eukaryota; Viridiplantae; Streptophyta; Magnoliopsida; Malpighiales; Linaceae.